CAAACAAUUCUCAAAAACACAAAAAAAAGUUUCAUAAAAUCAUUCUCUGAAGAAAAAGAUGAGUUCUACUAGCAAAGCAUGGACUGUUGCAGUAAGCAUUGGAGCCGUUGAGGCAUUAAAAGACCAACUAGGUCUUUGUCGUUGGAACUAUAUACACUUGUCUGUGAAUCAUCAUCUCAAGAACAACGUUAGAUCUGUUUCUCAAGGGAAAAGGCUUUCGUCUUCUGUCUCUGCUGCUGCUGUUAUCUCUUCUGGUGAGAUUGAGAAGGUCAAGAAAGCUGAAGAACCGCUUAGAACUGUCAUGUACUUGAGCUGUUGCCUGUUGGGGCCCUAACUAAAUUUGUGUACAAUAUAUAGUUUUCAUACUUCUAUAUAAAUUCAUUGAAUCAACUUAGAAUGGAAAUGAUCUUGUAAAAGAAACAUUACAAGAAAUCUAAAAGAAAAUCAA
Molecule: messenger RNA, 448 nt
Organism: Capsella rubella
Lineage: Eukaryota; Viridiplantae; Streptophyta; Magnoliopsida; Brassicales; Brassicaceae
Exons: 1
Coding region: 59-334 (91 amino acids)
Source: RefSeq, a predicted model, not a curated record